Molecule: messenger RNA, 921 nt
Organism: Thecamonas trahens ATCC 50062
Lineage: Eukaryota; Apusomonadida; Apusomonadidae
Exons: 1
Coding region: 242-859 (205 amino acids)
Source: RefSeq, a predicted model, not a curated record
CCACCACGACCACCCACCACCACACCCUCCGCACCCACCACACCUUCUCAUCCCCCUCCUUCCACAUCCCCAUCCCCAUCCCCGCCCGCACCCUCUCCCUCGCACUGUCCCUCGGCUACGAUCCACAGACUCUCAUUCUUGUCCCCCCAAGCCAGUGAGUGUGCGUCGAACGUAUCAACAAUUUUGAUAUUUGACAUAUAGCUACAUACACCGUGAUAGUCCCUCUCUUUAACCUUGCAACAUGUUUGCCCUUCCGGUCUCACGGACCGCCGUAUGGGCGCACCCGGCACUUCGGGUCGUCAUGAACGCGUUCAACGGGGCAGAGGGCGUGACGAGGACGCGUGGGGUGGCGGUGACGACAGAGUGGCAAAAAUUUGUGGCGGAGCAUCCGCCGCGGAAUGGCGUCCCUGCCGGCCAAGGCCUCCCCGCCGGAGAGCUUCUCUUCCGCAUCCCGCUCGCCCCGGAGCGGAUGACGGCCAGCGCAUCAACGUUCUCGCUCCAGGUCGGUCCGGAGGGCCACGUCAACGCACUCGAUCUCGAAAACGAGAUGUGGGUGUGCAUGAACCACGCUUGCACGCCGACGGCGUCGGCCACCAUUGCCGUCGUCGACGACGUCGUCGACGUCUCGGCCGCCGUCGACCUCGCUCCGGGCGCCGCCGUCACCUUUGACUACAACACCACUGAGGCCUUUCUCGCAGACCCCUUUACCUGCUCCUGCGGCGCGCCAUCGUGCGUCGGCUCCGUCGCCGGCUACACCACCCUCUCCGUCGAUCAGCGCCGCGCUCGCCCGGUCGUCGCCCCCUACCUCCUCGCCUCCUCGUCCUCCUCGCCCUCCUCAACCUCGUCGACCUCGCUGUAGUGCUCCGCCCUGUAAAACGCACCGCGCCUUGCCCGCAUCACCGCAAUCUCACCCGCUGAUUG